Eruca vesicaria subsp. sativa (arugula) is the source of this 2082-nucleotide messenger RNA. The record is from the annotation of a GenBank genome assembly. Lineage: Eukaryota; Viridiplantae; Streptophyta; Magnoliopsida; Brassicales; Brassicaceae.
UCGGUUAGGUUUUCAAGAAAACCGCUCUUUUGUCUUGUCUCCUCAAAAUCAGUGGUUUCUCUCAAUAGUAAAAGAGGGUUUAUUCAAAUCUUCUCUCCUAGUCUCUCUCUCUAUAUAUAUAAACACUUCAACUCUCGGAAAUGAUCAGAGACGGAUAAGAUAGUGAUCAAAGGAAUUAAUUAGGGACCGAGAUGAACAAAACUAAUCCUGCUGGUACAGUGACCGGUUCGGAUAUAAUCGACGCAAAGAUCGAAGAGCAUCAACUUUGUGGAUCCAAGAAGUGUCCCAGCUGCGGCCACAAGAUCGAGGGCAAACCACAGAAUUGGGUUGGUUUACCCGCAGGAGUGAAAUUUGACCCAACGGAUCAAGAGUUGAUAGAACAUUUAGAGGCAAAAGUCUUAGUUAAAGACAACAAAUCUCACCCUUUAAUUGACGAAUUCAUCCCCACCAUUGAAGGCGAAGACGGCAUUUGCUACACGCAUCCCGAAAAACUUCCUGGAGUGACUAGAGAUGGUUUAAGCAGACACUUCUUUCAUAGACCCUCAAAGGCGUAUACAACGGGAACAAGAAAGCGAAGAAAGAUUCAAACGGAAUGUGACAAUACUUUGCAAGGAAGUGGUAGUUCCGGGGAGACAAGGUGGCAUAAGACCGGUAAGACAAGACCGGUUAUGGUAAACGGUAAGCAAAAAGGUUGUAAGAAGAUUUUGGUUUUGUAUACCAAUUUUGGUAAGAAUCGAAAACCUGAGAAAACCAAUUGGGUAAUGCAUCAAUAUCACCUGGGGACACAUGAGGAAGAGAGAGAAGGAGAGCUUGUUGUGUCUAAGAUAUUUUAUCAGACUCAGCCUAGGCAAUGCAAUUGGUCGUCAUCUACGUCAAGUUUGAACGCUAUAGGUGGUGGAGGCGGUGAAGCAAAUAGCGGCGGAGGCGGUGGAGAGUAUAAUAUGAGGAAAGAUAGUGGCACUACCAGUGGUGGGAGUUGUUCUUCGUCUAGAGAGAUUAUGAAUGUUAAUCAUCCAAAUCAAUCUGAUGAAGUAGGUGGUGGCGGUAUAGCUAUAGCGGCUGGUCUCUCGAGUUAUGCAAUGGAUCAACUCAGCUUUGUUCCAUUUAUGAAGAGCUUCGAGGAGGUGGCGAGGAGGGAAACUCUUCAGACCAGGCAAGCUACAUGUGAGGAUGUUAUGGCAGAACAACUUCGUCAUCAAGCAUCACCAUCAUCAACAUCACAUCAUGUGGCUCAUGAUCAUCUCCACCAUCAGCAACAACAACGGUAUCAUGCAUUCAACAUAAGCCAGCCUACACAUCCAAUAUCAACCAUCAUUUCUCCAUCCACAUCGCUUCACCGUGCCCCCGUCAAUAUCCUUGACGAUAAUCCUUAUCAUGUUCAUAGAAUCUUGCUCCCUAAUGAAAAAUACCAAACACAACAACAACAAGACCAAGAAAGAGCCGAGCAACACAAUGAUGGGAAGAUGGGAGGAAGGUCGGGUUCUGGAUUGGAAGAACUCAUAAUGGGCUGCUCUUCUUCGAACACUCAUCAUGAUGUAAAAGAUGGACCAUCAUCGAUGGGGAACCAACAAGAAGCAGAAUGGUUGAAGUACUCAACAACGUUUUGGCCAGCCCCCGACUCUUCUAACAAUCAAGAUCAUCAUGGGUAGUACCAUUUUCCAAUCUGAUGAUCAUGACCUCUCAUCACAAUGGUGUUGCCAUCAAUGCUUAUCAUGAUGGUCAUCUCCAUUGUCGUCACCAUCAUAACAUAUAAUGGGAAAUGGUAAACUGAUCGAUCUUUGACCAAAGAAAUUAUAUAUGCAUGAUUUCGACAUGGUGAAGGGUUUAUAAGUAGCGUCAAAAAAAGAUAAGUGUUUUGACAAAUAUAUUAAAGAAGAAAAGACGAAAAAAAAACAAUAAAUUUGCAUCAAAAUCAUCGAUAGUGCUAUAUAUAGAACCAGAUAUAAGAAUAUUUAUUUUUAAAUUCAUUUCUUCUGUUCUUUAAAUUUUUCGUCUGUUUUUUUUUUCUUUCUUUAGAAUGAACUGUAUAAUUUUUUUGUUUAAUAUAUAUGUUGGUAAAUAAUAUUGAUUACAAUACUUUCC